Messenger RNA from Metopolophium dirhodum (rose-grain aphid), 779 nucleotides. RefSeq lists its product as uncharacterized. The record is from RefSeq and is a predicted model, not a curated record. Bases 34 to 633 code for a protein of 199 amino acids. The transcript has 3 exons. Lineage: Eukaryota; Metazoa; Arthropoda; Insecta; Hemiptera; Aphididae.
UACACGGACACAGAUUCAUUGAUUUACAAUAUAAUGACGGUUGACUAUUACAAUGAUUUGAUGAACAACCCUGAACUUUUACAUCGCAUGGAUACUUCAAAUUUCUCAAUUGAUCAUCCAUGCUAUUGCAUCGACAGAAAAAAGUUACCAGGAACUUUCACUGAUGAAUGUAAUGGGAUAGCAAUAAGACAAUUUAUUGCCAUACGAGCUAAAUCUUAUGCAUUUAAUAUAGCUGGUGUUGAAAAAAUCAAGGCAAAAGGAAUACGUGGGCAUGUUGUUAAAAACCAUUUAAGUAUUUCAGAUCACAAGAAAUGUUUGUUUUGGAAAGGUGCAAUGAUCGAUGACAAAAGUGCACGAUCUAUGGCAAUCAUUCAAUCUGAGUUGUUUAAAUCUAUUGGGCAUACAUCAUCAACGAAUGAGUAUACACCGUUUAGAGUAAACAAUUCAUUUAGAUCGUACAAUCAUCAGAUGAAAACAAUUUCAACAGUUAAAUUAGCGUUAAACCGAUCGGACGAUAAGAGACAUGUGCUUGACGACCAAAUUCAUACCUUAGCUCAUGGUCAUUAUCGUAUAGAGGAACUUGAGAGGGUGGAAGCAGAGAUGGUUGCAAUGAUGGAGGGAAUAGGAUAUUAAGUUUUAUGAAGAUAGUUGAUUAUAUUAUAAGUAACAUGUAUACAUUAUAUUUAAUUUUAAAAUCUGAAAAUAUCAUUUAAAAAUCAUGUAUCAUUUUUCUGUAAAUAUUAUGUUUAUGUAUAUUAUUGGUUUUUAUAUUUUAGUUA